Papaver somniferum (opium poppy) is the source of this 1515-nucleotide messenger RNA. RefSeq lists its product as uncharacterized. The transcript has 6 exons. The coding region runs from base 1 to 1515 and encodes 504 amino acids. Lineage: Eukaryota; Viridiplantae; Streptophyta; Magnoliopsida; Ranunculales; Papaveraceae. The record is from RefSeq and is a predicted model, not a curated record.
AUGAGUUUAGAAUGUCUGAAAGUCAUAAAGCAUCCAACAGAGUUGGAACUUCAGGCAGUCCAAGCAUUGCUAUGCUUAAGUGAUUGGCUGUCAGACUUCUUUGAUGCAGGGGUUUUCACAAUCAAAUUGGAGAAUAUGGAAGAUAGAAAAUACAAUCAAAGCAGCUUGGAAUAUUGGGAUGAAAAAACCCUUUUAAUCAUUAGCAGUGCAAUUGGAACUCCAGUGAAAGUUGAUGAAGUCACUCUGAACUAUGAGAAUGGUCUUUAUGCAAGAGUUCUGGUGGAAAUUGAUUUGGCAGAAAAGGUCCCUCAUAAACUUUGGAUUAAAACCAAAUAUGGAGGUUUUAUGCAGAGUGUUCUAAUUACAAAGCUUCCUAAAUUUUGUCCAAAUUGUCAAAUUAUUGGUCAUACUCAGCCAAAGUGCAGAGCAAAGAAGAAUUCAAAUCAAGAAGAAGGAGAAAAGCAGAAAGCAGGUAGUGUGACAACAACAAAUUUGAAUGUGACACCAACCAAAAUUAUGGAGAAAUUUGAUAUAUGUGAAACCCCAGUGACUCAGAUCAACAUUACUGAAGAAAGAGUUCAGAUCACAACAAGUAGCAUUCCAAGUGGUUCAGGAAAAUUUGGAUCUCUACAGAAUAUAACUGAAGAGGAGCACAAUAUCGGCAUGGGCAUAAUUAGUCCAGCUAAAGUUUUACAAAUAGUGGAAGACAAUUCUCUAGAUACAAGUGUGGUUAAGUAUGUCAAUGGGAAGAAUGGAUCAGUAUCUGAGGAAAGAAUCCCUACUACCUCUUGGUCCAAAGUAAUUGAAAAACCAAGUGCACCUGCACAAUCUAGAGCUCAAAUGAAGAAUGCAGAUCCUAAGAGAAGAUUUUUAUGGUCAGAGAUGGAAAUGAUUAGUGAGUUGAAGAUGCCAUGGCUAAUUCUUGUAGAUUUCAAUGUUAUCACUUGUGCAGAAGAGAAAAUUUGUGGAAAAGCUCCAAAUAAAAGGUCAAUGUUGGAUUUCAGCAAUUGCAUUGAUGAUUGUGGAUUAAUUCAAGCACCAAAAUCAGGACUACAACAUUCAUGGUCAAAUGGUCAGCAUGGCAAUAAAAGGAUACUUUGCAGCUUGGACAAAGCAAUGUUCAACCAAUUAUGGUUACAGAAUUAUGCAGAUUGGGGUUUCAAGAUUAGGUUAAGAAUUGCUUCAGAUCAUGAUCCUAUAUUUGGUGGUUGUGCAAAUAUUCCAAAGCCAAAAAAAUCCCCCUACAAAUUUCAGAAAAUGUGGAUAUCUCAUCCUAAUUUCAUGGAGACCGUUCAAAAAAGUUGGUCAGAACCAAUUAUUAGAGAUCCUGCCUUUGUGUUUCAAACAAAAUUGAAGAGAAUACAAGUAGCAGAUUCAUUAUUAGAGGUUAUUCCAACAAAGAUUACUGAAGCAGAUCAAAAUAUGUUGGAUUCAGUUCCUGAUACAGAAGAGAUCAAAAACAUUGUUUACAGCAUGGAUCCUGAUAUCUCCCCAGACCCAGAUGGAUUCUUAUAG